Molecule: messenger RNA, 5420 nt
Organism: Carlito syrichta (Philippine tarsier)
Lineage: Eukaryota; Metazoa; Chordata; Mammalia; Primates; Tarsiidae
Gene: UGGT1
Product: UDP-glucose glycoprotein glucosyltransferase 1
Exons: 43
Coding region: 1-5217 (1738 amino acids)
Cellular component (GO): endoplasmic reticulum
Molecular function (GO): UDP-glucose:glycoprotein glucosyltransferase activity
Source: RefSeq, a predicted model, not a curated record
AUGCGUCAAAAUCUUCAGCUGACUGUGAGAAGCACAGAUCAAAGAGAGGCGAAACGGUCCGCCCAGGGCCACGUGCGCUUAGACUACCUCGCAGCGACUCGGAAUAAAAAAGAAACUCAAAGCACGAAGGAGUCCCUGCGACUAAGCUGCCAUCGCCGGAGUGAGACAGGCCGCGCCGGCUCACGCAGUCCAGAGCCUCCUCUCACCAGCUCGGGCCGCCGGCCACCACCCAGGGCUUCGACGGAGUCCAGGAUGCCGAAGCGUCCAGACCGCGCGCCGGGGCUGCGCACAGAGGGCGGGGGAGGGCGCCCGAACCCAACCCGGCGGGGACGCCGAAGUCCAGGUCCGGCCGCAGCGCAGCGAAGCGUCGCGGGUCAGGGCGGUAACACUAUACAACGAAGACAUACUCAGGACCAUGCCAGUGAGGCGCUUACCUCUGUUUCUCUGGAUGGUGCUUUCCUCUGGUAUUACCUGCGGAGUCAAGACUUGGGUGAGGGUGGCAAAGCUCGUUUGUGUUUAGCUUUCCUCCCUUUCUCCUCCUCGGUGGUGCUCUGCCUCUUCCCAAGAGCAUACUCUUUUCAGAACAGUGCAGGGGGAUCUCUGGGAAUUUUCUGUAAAAUAGGACUUCUGAUUGUACUCACUGGACUGUGGCUGUUCUCUUCAGCAAAGGCAGAUUCAAAAGCCGUUACAACCUCUCUUACAACAAAAUGGUUUUCCACCCCAUUGUUGUCAGAAGCCAGUGAAUUUUUGGCAGAAGACAGUCAAGAGAAAUUUUGGAAUUUUGUAGAAGCUAGUCAAAAUAUUGGAUCAUCAAAUCAUCACGGUACUGAUUAUUCCUAUUAUCAUGCAAUAUUGGAAGCUGCAUUUCAGUUUCUGUCGCCUCUGCAGCAGAAUUUGUUGAAAUUUUGUCUGUCCCUUCGUUCCUACUCAGCAACAAUCCAAGCUUUCCAGCAGAUAGCAGCUGAUGAACCUCCACCAGCUGGAUGUAAUUCAUUUUUUUCAGUGCACGGAAAGACGACUUGUGAUUUUGAUACCCUUGAGACUCUUCUACUAACAGCACCUGAAAGACCAAAACCUUUACUGUUCAAAGGAGAUCACAGAUAUCCCUCAUCUAAUCCUGAAAGCCCAGUGGUGAUUUUCUACUCUGAGAUUGGCUAUGAGGAAUUUUCUAAUUUUCACCACCACCUUGUCUCAAAAAGUAAUGCAGGCAAAAUCAAUUAUGUGUUCAGGCAUUACCUAUCUAAUCCCAGGAACGAGCCUGUCCACCUCUCUGGCUACGGUGUGGAACUGGCCAUUAAGAGCACCGAGUACAAGGCCAAGGAUGAUACUCAGGUGAAAGGAACGGAGUUAAAUACCACAGUGAUUGGUGAAAAUGAUCCUAUUGAUGAAGUUCAAGGAUUCCUCUUUGGAAAAUUAAGAGAUCUGCAUCCUGACCUGAAAGGACAGUUGAAGGAACUCAGAAAGCAUCUAGUGGAGAGCACCAAUGAAAUGGCACCUUUAAAAGUUUGGCAGUUACAAGAUCUCAGUUUCCAGACUGCUGCCCGAAUCUUGGCUGCUCCUGUUGAGUUGGCUUUGGUGGUGAUGAAGGAUCUUAGUCAGAGUUUUCCUGCUAAAGCCAGAGCAAUAACGAAAACAGCUGUGAAUUCGGAACUUAGAAUGGAAGUAGAAGAGAAUCAGAAGUAUUUCAAGGGAACUUUAGGACUACAGCCUGGAGACUCAGCUCUCUUCAUCAAUGGACUUCACAUCGAUUUAGAUACACAGGAUAUAUUCAGUCUGUUUGAUGUGUUGAGGAAUGAAGCUCGGGUAAUGGAGGGUCUGCAUAGAUUGGGAAUAGAAGGUCUUGCUCUGCAUAAUGUUUUGAAGAUGAACAUUCAGCCUUCUGAGGCUGACUAUGCAGUGGACAUCAGGAGUCCUGCCAUUUCGUGGGUCAAUAACCUAGAGGUUGAUAGCAGAUAUAAUUCGUGGCCUUCUAGUCUACAAGAGUUGCUGCGACCCACCUUUCCUGGUGUUAUCCGGCAGAUCAGAAAAAACUUACAUAACAUGGUUUUCAUAGUUGAUCCUGCACAUGAGAACACAGCAGAGUUGAUUAACACAGCUGAGAUGUUCCUCAGUAAUCACAUACCACUAAGAAUUGGUUUUAUCUUUGUGGUUAAUGACUCUGAAGAUGUCGAUGGGAUGCAAGAUGCUGGAGUGGCUGUUCUUAGAGCGUAUAAUUAUGUUGCCCAAGAAGUGGAUGAAUAUCAUGCCUUCCAAACUCUAACACAUAUCUAUAACAAGGUGAGGACUGGAGAAAAAGUGAAAGUUGAACAUGUGGUCGGUGUCCUGGAGAAGAAAUAUCCAUAUGUAGCAGUGAACAGCAUUUUGGGCAUUGACUCAGCUUACGAUCAAAAUCGGAAGGAAGCAAGAGGCUACUAUGCACAGACUGGAGUUGGCCCCCUGCCUGUUGUUCUGUUCAACGGAAUGCCCUUUGAAAAGGAACAGCUGGAUCCUGAUGAGCUGGAAACCAUCACAAUGCACAAAAUCUUGGAAACCACAAGCGUCUUCCAAAGGGCAGUGUACUUGGGUGAACUGUCCCAUGAUCAAGAUGUGGUAGAGUAUAUUAUGAAUCAGCCAAAUGUUGUUCCACGAAUCAAUUCUAGGAUUUUGACAGCUGAGCGAGAUUACCUGGAUUUAACAGCAAGUAAUAACUUUUUUGUGGAUGAUUAUGCUAGAUUUACUGUUUUGGAUUCUCAAGGCAAGACUGCUGCUAUAGCCAAUAGUAUGAACUAUCUGACAAAGAAAGGUAUGUCCUCCAAGGAAAUCUAUGAUGAUUCUUUUAUUAGGCCGGUAACUUUUUGGAUUGUUGGGGAUUUUGAUAGCCCUUCUGGACGACAGUUAUUGUAUGAUGCUAUUAAACAUCAGAAAUCCAGUAACAAUGUUAGAAUAAGCAUGAUCAAUAAUCCUACUGAAGAGAUAAGUUAUGAAAACACCCAGAUCUCCAGAGCCAUCUGGGCAGCUCUCCAGACACAGACCUCCAGCUCUGCGAAGAACUUCAUCACCAAAAUGGCCAAGGAGGAGGCUGCAGAGGCACUGGCCGCGGGAGCCGACGUUGCAGACUUCUCUGUGGGGGGCAUGGAUUUCAGUCUUUUUAAAGAGGUCUUUGAGUCUUCCAAAAUGGAUUUCAUUUUGUCUCAUGCCGUGUACUGCAGGGAUGUUCUGAAGCUGAAGAAGGGACAGAGGGCAGUGAUCAGCAAUGGAAGGGUCAUCGGGCCACUGGAGGAUGGCGAGCUCUUUAAUCAAGACGAUUUCCACCUCCUCGAAAGCAUCAUCUUAAAAACUUCAGGACAGAAAAUAAAAUCUCAUAUUCAGCAACUUCGGGUGGAAGAAGAUGUGGCCAGUGACUUGGUAAUGAAGGUGGAUGCUCUCCUAUCAGCUCAACCAAAAGGAGAUGCAAGAAUUGAGUACCAGAUUUUUGAAGACAGACACAGUGCAAUUAAGCUGAGGCCGAAGGAAGGAGAGACGUACUUUGAUGUCGUGGCUGUCAUUGACCCUGUCACCAGAGAAGCACAGAGACUUGCCCCAUUGCUCUUGGUUUUAACUCAGCUGAUAAACAUGAAUCUGAGAGUAUUUAUGAACUGCCAGUCUAAGCUUUCUGACAUGCCUUUAAAAAGCUUUUACCGUUAUGUCUUAGAACCAGAGAUUGCUUUCACUUCAGACAAUAGCUUUGCUAAGGGUCCAAUAGCAAAAUUUUUGGAUAUGCCUCAGUCUCCACUGUUCACUCUGAAUUUGAAUACACCUGAGAGUUGGAUGGUAGAGUCUGUUAGGACGCCAUAUGAUCUUGAUAAUAUUUAUUUAGAAGAGGUGGACAGCGUAGUGGCUGCUGAGUAUGAGCUGGAGCACCUGUUACUGGAAGGCCAUUGCUAUGACGUCACCACAGGCCAACCCCCUCGAGGACUACAGUUUACCUUAGGAACUGCAGCCCAGCCAGUCAUCGUGGAUACUAUUGUCAUGGCCAAUCUGGGCUACUUUCAGCUAAAAGCCAACCCAGGAGCUUGGAUUCUCAGACUUAGGAAGGGACGCUCUGAAGAUAUUUAUAGAAUCUACAGCCAUGAUGGUACCGACUCUCCUCCUGAUGCUGAGGAAGUUGUGAUCGUCCUCAACAACUUCAAAAGCAAAAUUAUUAAAGUGAAGGUUCAGAAGAAGGCAGACAUGGUGAACGAAGACUUGCUGAGCGAUGGAGCAAGUGAGAACGAAUCUGGAUUUUGGGACUCUUUCAAAUGGGGCUUUACGGGGGGACAGAAGACUGAGGAAGUGAAACAAGAUAAAGAUGACAUCAUUAAUAUAUUCUCCGUUGCAUCUGGUCAUCUCUACGAAAGAUUUCUUCGCAUAAUGAUGUUAUCAGUGCUGAAGAAUACCAAGACUCCUGUGAAAUUCUGGUUCUUGAAGAAUUAUUUGUCCCCCACAUUUAAGGAGUUUAUACCUUACAUGGCAAAUGAAUACAGUUUCCAGUAUGAGCUUGUUCAGUACAAAUGGCCACGGUGGCUUCAUCAACAGACGGAAAAGCAACGUAUUAUCUGGGGCUACAAGAUACUCUUCCUGGAUGUACUUUUCCCACUGGUUGUUGACAAAUUCCUAUUUGUGGAUGCUGAUCAGAUUGUACGCACAGAUCUCAAGGAGUUAAGAGAUUUCAGCUUGGAUGGUGCCCCUUACGGUUAUACCCCUUUCUGUGACAGCCGGAGAGAAAUGGAUGGCUACAGGUUCUGGAAGUCGGGGUAUUGGGCCAGCCAUUUAGCUGGGCGAAAGUAUCACAUCAGUGCACUGUAUGUUGUGGAUCUGAAGAAGUUUAGGAAAAUAGCUGCUGGUGACAGACUCAGGGGACAGUACCAAGGUCUGAGUCAGGAUCCUAACAGCCUUUCAAAUCUUGAUCAAGAUUUGCCCAAUAACAUGAUUCAUCAGGUGCCAAUUAAAUCCCUCCCUCAAGAAUGGCUUUGGUGUGAAACAUGGUGUGAUGAUGCCUCUAAGAAAAGGGCCAAAACCAUCGAUUUGUGUAAUAAUCCAAUGACCAAAGAACCCAAGCUGGAAGCAGCUGUGAGAAUUGUCCCUGAGUGGCAGGACUAUGAUCAAGAGAUCAAACAGCUACAGACCCGCUUUCAGAAGGAGAAAGAACGGGGAAUGCUGUAUAAGGAUAAGACAGAAGAACCUAACCCAAAAGGACCUCAGAAACGUGAAGAAUUAUGAUCCCUGGAGGAAGAUAAGAAAUUACACCAUUUGAAAAACAGUUUUUAUAUUAAAUGCUAAUUUUUUUCUGAUCUGUCUAUACAACUGCUGAUAAACUGGCUGGGCAGGUGUGCCACACCAUUUGGGUAUGAGCAUUGAUUCUGACUUCCACACACCAGUGGGUGCUGGAUCUUUGGGCUUGAGGCACUAUUGGAUUUGUACCU